AUGUCCAGUGUCCGGAAGGAUUCCAUCAUUUCAAACAUCUUCCCAGCCGACCGACUUGACGAACGUGAUCGUGCCCGAUCAGUUUGUGCCAACAACAACGCCACGUUGAGUCUUCCGGAAAACCAGAAGGAGUCAGAUUUUAUAGCGGCCUUUUCCACCAAACACAACAUCUCCGAAACGCAUGCAGCCGACGGACAAACGUCUCCGAGAUGUGCAGCUCGUGUGUAUAAGGCUAUGAAGGAAAACAGAGAUUUCAACUCGUCAGCUGUCAAAGGAGAGUGUAACUUGAAUAAUAGGUACUUCCUCUUCGACAAUGCCAACACUGAUCCAGCGUUCGUCUUUGCCAAAUUUUCUUACCCUCCUCCAAACCAAUUUGGUUCGUUUUGGUCAGCGAAUGAACCCAAAGUCUACCACUUUGCGGCAUGCUUAGCUUACAGCCCUCAAUUUAAUCCGACAAAUGCCACUAAUCCAGGCUAUGCAAACACUUCAUACUGUGUUGGAAGACCCAUUGGCAAAGUGGACAGUGAACAUGACUUUGCAUCAGGUCAACAGGAAAUUAAAUCCGUGAUUUGCGGACGACAUCCGUUGUGA
Molecule: messenger RNA, 591 nt
Organism: Caenorhabditis briggsae
Lineage: Eukaryota; Metazoa; Nematoda; Chromadorea; Rhabditida; Rhabditidae
Exons: 4
Coding region: 1-591 (196 amino acids)
Source: RefSeq, a predicted model, not a curated record